AUGCGUAUGAAUCCAGACAUGGACGAUGAUGAGAAGGGAAAACUGUUCGUCGGUGGUCUGUCAUGGGAGACGUCUCAGGAGAACUUGCAGCGGUACUUCUCGCGGUACGGUGAUGUCAUCGACUGUGUGGUGAUGAAGAACAGCGAGUCAGGUCGGUCUAGGGGCUUUGGCUUCGUGACCUUCGCUGAGCCAGCGCUUGUCAACGUCGUGUUGCAGAAUGGGCCCCAUCAACUUGAUGGCAGGACUAUUGAUCCGAAGCCGUGCAACCCUCGCACGCUGCAAAAACCGAAGCGCGGUGGCGGAUACCCCAAGGUUUUCCUCGGUGGUCUGCCGUCCAACGUCACCGAGACUGACUUGCGCGUGUUCUUCGGACGUUACGGCAAGGUCAUGGAAGUGGUCAUCAUGUACGACCAAGAAAAGAAGAAGUCGAGAGGAUUUGGCUUCCUGUCGUUCGAGGACGAGAUUUCUGUUGAGAGAGUCACCCAGGAGCAUUUCAUUAAUCUUAAUGGAAAACAGGUGGAGAUUAAGCGUGCGGAGCCCCGUGACGGGUCCGGCAAGCUGGGCUCGGGUGCAGGCGGCAUGGGCGGCGGCGCCCUCAGCGCGCCCGGCGACGCGCCGCAGGCCGGCCAGUGGGGGCCGCCCGCCGCCGCGCCCAUCAACAUGAUCCAGGGCCACAACGGCCAGAUGGGCGGCCCGCCCAUCAACAUGCCCAUGGCCGGCCCUAACAUCAUGCAAGGGUACCAGGGCUGGGGCACGUCCCCCGGACAGACGUCGUACGCCGGGUACGGCGCGGCAGGCGCGGGCGCGGGCCCGGGCAACUACCAGGGCUGGGGCGCGCCCCCCGCGCCGCAGGCCCCGCCGCACGCGCCGGCCUGGCCCGCCACCAACAACUACACGCAGCACACGCAGCCGCCCGCGCAGGGCUACGGCAGCUACGCUAACUACAGCUCGGCGCCGGCGGGCGCGUCGGCUGGCGGUAGCUGGACCAACUGGAAUAUGCCUCAGAACUCCAACUCUACCGGCUCCGGUUCGUACGUGCCGCUGUCGGAGGGCGGCGAGAUGUACGGGCGCGGCGCGGGCGCGGGCGGCGGGGCGCAGGCGCCCGCGCUCACCGGCGCGCUCUCCUCGGCCGCGCUGUCCAAGUCCUCCUCCGCGGACUACUCCACCUACCAGCAGUACCCGCCCGCCUACCAGCAGGACCAGGGCUCGUCGUACGGCGGGGGCGCGUCGCGCGCCUACCAGGGCGCGGCCGACUACCACGCCUCGGCGCCCGCCGCGCAGCCGCCAGGUGUGCACGCGCAUCCGCAUCACGCGCCCAAACACUUCAACGCCAACGAGUUUAACAAGGAGUGGCCCGCCGCGUAG
Arctia plantaginis is the source of this 1365-nucleotide messenger RNA. The record is from the annotation of a GenBank genome assembly. NCBI's taxonomy places the organism in Eukaryota, Metazoa, Arthropoda, Insecta, Lepidoptera, Erebidae.